Magallana angulata is the source of this 848-nucleotide messenger RNA. RefSeq names its product complement C1q-like protein 2. The transcript has 2 exons. Bases 51 to 749 code for a protein of 232 amino acids. NCBI's taxonomy places the organism in Eukaryota, Metazoa, Mollusca, Bivalvia, Ostreida, Ostreidae. The record is from RefSeq and is a predicted model, not a curated record. Gene Ontology annotation, molecular function: protein binding.
GGUGACAUUGUUGUGUCUGGUGUAAGGAAUUUUACAGACACUCGACAAGCAUGACACCAAUGAAAUAUGCGAUACUUCUUUGUUGGUUGAGUUCAGUAGCGUUCGGAAAUGAGGGGAACAAUAGCGAUGAUGCUGAUGAUAUCAAGACCCUUCGCCAAGAAAUGAAAAUUUUGAAACAAACUAUGGAACAACAAUUUUUAUUCCAAGAAGAAGAGAUCACACAUCUGAAACAGAAAUUGUACUUGUCGGAAACAAAGAUAAUUGAUGAAAACAGUCCAGAACGGGAAAAGUCAAGACAGGGGCGUCUACUCCUUCAUCCACCCGUCAAUAGUUCUACAGCAGAAAACGUUCCAAAAAUAGCAUUUUCUGCCAACACAGUUACAGACCAUGUUAACCUUGGCGUACAUCAUACCUUGGUUUUUGGAAAGGCCUUAAGUAACGUAGGCAACUGUUAUCACCAUUCUACCGGAAACUUCAUUCCGAACGUCUCGGGAGUUUACGUCUUUGAUGUUCAAAUAGUUCUCUGCUCUCCUGGUCAUGAGUUACGCACAGAACUUGUACUGGAAGGCAAGGUAAUGGCGGCGCAUUACACAGGCGACUCAACGCAUUGCUCCAACGGUGGCGGAAUGGCGAUCUUCCACGUGAACGCUGGAGACAGUGUCUGGGUCAGAGUGAGGUCAUCUGAUGGCGGAAAUGGCAUAGCAUGGGAAAGCAGCUUCUCGGGAUUUCUCUUGUAUCCUGAUUCAUAAACUGAUGUUUUACCUGUUCCUAUUUUUAAUUUCAGUUUCUUUUACGUAAAUAGUACUGCAAGAUGAAAGAAUUUUAAAUUAGAUGACGUUACGGUGUGU